This is a messenger RNA of Melanotaenia boesemani (Boeseman's rainbowfish), 846 nucleotides long. Its product is annotated as ladderlectin-like. Bases 57 to 641 code for a protein of 194 amino acids. NCBI's taxonomy places the organism in Eukaryota, Metazoa, Chordata, Actinopteri, Atheriniformes, Melanotaeniidae. Gene Ontology annotation, molecular function: signaling receptor activity. The record is from RefSeq and is a predicted model, not a curated record. The transcript has 8 exons.
UUCAGCAGCUCAGAGCAGAACUGAAGAUCCAUCUGCUCCAGGUGAUCAUCGUCUCCAUGAAAAUGUCGACUCUGCCUUUACUUCUUGUUGCCAUGAUGGCUCUGACCAGAGCUGCUGUUCUUCCAGAUACUGAAGCUGGAAAUGGGGCAGAAACUGGAGUUCUUCCAGAUGCAGAUGCUGGAAAACCGGCAGAAACAGAGGGAGAGAUGGAUGUUUUCAAGAGGACAUAUCGUUCUGAAUGUCCACGGGGUUGGAGUAAAUAUGGCCGGCGCUGCUUUCACUUUGUUCCAAGAGAAAUGACUUGGUCUGAUGCUCUGAAAAACUGUUGGUCCAUGGGUGCAAACCUGGCAUCUGUCCUGAGUGCUGACGAGUAUCACUGGCUCCAGAAGCUCAUAGCAGAUCGAUCUCAUGCACAUCCUGAAACAUUUCUUGGAGGCACUGACGCGACACAUGAGGGAAAUUGGUGGUGGACUGAUGGCUCAAGUUUCCUGUUUUCAUACUGGUGCCGUGGAGAGCCAAACAAUGCUCGUGGUAGGCAGCACUGUCUGCAGAUGAACCAUUCAGACAAGAAAUGCUGGGAUGACUGGGAUUGCCGCAAUCACUUACCAUCUAUCUGUGCCAAGAAGAUCUGGUCAAUCUAGUGAUUCAAAGGCAUCAAAGCAAAAACCAAAUUAGUGGAAAUUGUUCUGUCUUUAUUUUUCUCUUAUCACUGUAAUGCUGUGCAAGGAGCAAAUCAACAAUUAUCUCCAAGAGCAAAAAAAAAAAAAAAAAAAAAAAUAGCUUUUAGCACUACUUUCUACUGAAGACUGAUCUCUUCCUUCUAUGAUCUAAAUUAAAGCUCAAAGC